This is a messenger RNA of Trachymyrmex cornetzi, 2281 nucleotides long. Its product is annotated as SET and MYND domain-containing protein 4. Bases 17 to 2272 code for a protein of 751 amino acids. The transcript is spliced from 12 exons. The record is from RefSeq and is a predicted model, not a curated record. Gene Ontology annotation, molecular function: histone deacetylase binding. Lineage: Eukaryota; Metazoa; Arthropoda; Insecta; Hymenoptera; Formicidae. Gene Ontology annotation, cellular component: nucleus; cytoplasm.
CGUUUUCACAACCGAGAUGGACUGGUAUAAGGUCACCGAUACUUUGAACUGCAUGCUGAAGCCUUCUCGAAUUAAUGACGAGAUAAGGAACAUGAAAUACGAAAACGAGUUAAUAUCUCGUUUAUUGCACAAUCAAGAGGUUAUGAAAUUUGUGUCCUACUGGCUGAAAAAUUUGUAUAGCACAAAAAAUGAGAGGAAACAACAGAAGAACUUGGUAAAAUCAACAGCUUUCAAGUUAUCUGGGAACAAAGAGUUUCAAUCGAAAAAAUAUGCAGCGUCACUCGAAUCAUAUACAAAUAGUGCGAUAUAUGCUCCUUCUAGUAGUAUAAAUUUGUCAAUAGCAAUUGCAAAUAGAUCAGCCUCUCUAUUCUACAUGGACAGAUGGCAGGAUUGCAUCAAUGAUAUCAAUUUGGCGAUUAAAUUGGGUUAUCCUGAGAAUUUACGUUACAAACUACAUCUACGUGCAGCUCAGUGUUACCUAAAAUUAGGUAAUAAAACAUCAGCUGUUGAAACUGUCUUACAAAUGCAUAACAUACCGAAUGAGCCUAAUAUAUCAAAUGAAACAAAAGAGCAAUUACAAAAGCAAAUAAAUGACAUAAUGUCGAAAAUAUCAUGUAUGGAAGAAAAUGCAGAUAGUACUACAGAUACUGCAGAAUUUCCCUCAUUACCUGAAGUCGCAUUUGGUGAAAACCCUAAUUUUCGGUUUGCAUCGGCAGCCGUAGAAAUAAAAUGCACUCCAGAAAAAGGAAGAUACGUCGUAACCAAUAGAGAUAUCAAAAGAGGUCAGAUUCUAUUCGUUGAAAAAGCAUUUGCUUUUGUCCCAUUAUGUCACAUUAAAUCUGAUAAUUGUUACAAUUGUUGUCGCUCGUCUGGUAAUACUCCUGUACCAUGUACAGAGUGUGUCGACAGUAUAUAUUGCAAUAUUACUUGUUGGAAUGAAGCACGCUCGUCUUACCAUUGUUGGGAAUGUCUCGGCAAUCAAAUGGGCCUUUGGGCAGAAAUUGGAAUAGCGUAUCUGGCUGUAAGAAUGUUAUUUAAUUGUACAACUGCAACUGAUGAUAACAGACUUAAUGAAGUACAAAAGUUAGUGACAAAUUUUUCCAAACUUCCACCAGGCGAUAUUAUUUCGUAUGGAAUCACAGCAAUUAUGCUUAUGAUGUAUUUAUCAAAGUAUACAGAUUUUUUUAAAACUGUCAAUCUUAAAGAAUGUUUAAAGUUCUAUGAUGAUUUUAAUUGUGACCUCACAACAGAGGAUGAUGAACGAUUGUAUGUAAGUUCUCUAUUAUUGAGAUACAUAUUACAACUUAUUUCUAAUGGACAUGCUAUUACAAAAAUAAAGGCUGUAGUAAAUAAUACAUGCUACAAUAAAAAUAAAGUCUUUACUCAACAAGAAGAUAGAAUAGCUACAGCAAUUUAUCCUUCAGCAAGUAUGAUGAAUCAUUCUUGUGAUCCUAAUAUAAUUAAUAGCUUUUUAGGGCAAUUUUUAAUAACCAAAGCCACACAAGAUAUUGCAGCGGGUGAAGAAGUUUUUAAUUGUUACGGGGCUGACUUUAGAAGAAUGUUGAGAAAAGACAGACAAGAAAAAAUGGAAAGUCAAUACUGCUUCAAAUGCAAUUGUGCAGCGUGCAGUGCACCAGAAUAUGAAGAUAUUUUGAAAAAAUUUACUGCAAAGAAGUGUCCUGAUUGUAGUGGGCCAUUGAAUGAUAAUUGCUCCGUACUAUAUAGAUCUUCUAUGCACUGUAUGGAUUGUGGAGUGGCAGUCUACGAAAAUAUUUAUGAUUUUACGUUGAGACAGGCCCAACAUUAUUUUGAGAAAGCAGAAAUUUGCAUAGAAAAUGAAAAUUAUGACGAAGCAUUAGAUAAAUUGAAAAAAUGUUUGCGUCUUAGAAAAGAUGCAUUAUAUAAAUAUCAUGACGACAUUGCCGACACCAUGGAUUUCAUAGCAAAAGUGUAUGCUAUUAUAGGACAAUGGCUAAAUUCGAUCUCAUAUCUCGAACAUAAUAUCGUAGCGAUUGAAGAAAAAUAUGGCUCUUGGAGCAUUGAAGUUUGUAAUGAAAUAAAUAAAUUAACAGAUAUAUGCCUGGAAUAUUUGCAGGAAGAAACUAAUACAUCAUCAAAAUUUUAUAAAAAUACGUUGAAAAAAACACGGCGAUAUCUAAAUCGUGCUCAAGAAAUUAUUGAUUUUACGUAUGGUCCAUGGAAUGAAGUUUAUCACGAAAUUGCCGUAAAAAAGGAGAUUCUUUCAUCAAUUUUAAAAAAUUUUAACGUCUGAUAUUUGUGC